AACAUCCACGCCUUAAUAAUUCACGCGCGUGUCGAGACGCUGUUUGUUUAACCUGACGAAAGCAGGAUUAGCAGAUCCGGGUGCAGCUUUCGUUAAAAAGCCCGAUAUCAUCACCAUCAUCGCCAGUGGAGCUGACAUUGUCUUCUUUAUUGAUAACAUCAAGGAGCUUUAAUUUAUUUCGUCCUUUGGUGUGCUACCUGAGGUGGAUGUAUCGCCAGGUGCUCGUGCUCGCGGUGUUCGCCGCUAUUCUAUGCGGGUUUCCAGCAUCAUGCGCUCGUAAUUUAAAUUACAGACCAAUCAUCGGAAUUUUAGCCCAGGAAAACCUAGAGGACGACCCUCAUGCACAGGGAUCUUCUUAUAUAGCUGCAUCAUAUGUGAAACACUUGGAGUCAGCUGGUGCCAGGGUUGUACCAAUCCGCAUAAAUCGCACAGAGGAGGAGUAUGAAAAACUAUUCAACGCAAUAAAUGGUUUGUUGCUACCUGGAGGGAAUGUGGACAUUGAAAAGUCUCAGUUUACCAGAGUGGCGAAGAUUUUCUAUGAACUUGCAAUAAAGGCUAAUGAUGCUUCGGAUUAUUUUCCGAUCUGGGGCACCUGCCAGGGCUUGCAGCAGCUCACGGUUCUGACCAGCAACAAGAACUUGUUGACCUUGACCGACACCAAAGCAGUCACCCUACCGUUGACCUUCAGCCCAGGAGCCCAAAACAGCAGGUUGUUCAAAAAAUUUCCAAAGGAUGUUCUUCAGUCUCUGGCAGAAGAAAACAUCACGUCUAAUUUCCACAGCUGGAGCUUGUCCAUGCAGAAUUACAGUGGCAAUGCCAAGCUGAAGCGUUUUUAUCGAGUCCUGACCACAAACACAGAUGGCAGGAAAGAGUUCAUUUCCACCAUGGAGGCGUCUCGAUAUCCCUUCUACGCUGUGCAAUGGCACCCAGAGAAAAGCCCGUUUGAGUGGAUUGAGAAAGCUGGUAUGGUGCACACCCCCUCAGCUAUCAAAGCCAGUUUCUACACUGCCCACUUCUUUGUUUCUGAAGCAAUGAAAAACCAUCAUCGUUUUUCUUUGCAAAGUGAGGAGGAAAAGGCUCUGAUUUACAACUAUCAGCCCGUCUUCAAAGGCCUGGACAGCAUCUUCUUACAAAAUUACUACUUCGAUUAAGUGUUCAAGUCAUUGCUCUUGGUAUUCACCAUGGCAAGAAAAUUAUUUUUUAAUUUUGUUUUUAAUGUUUUUAUUUCUUUCCUCACACUUUGCCAAAAUUUUAUGUUUGGAAUGCUGGGAUGUAUUUUAAUGUUCAUGCUUCUAAUGUAGCUCUUGAUUGUAGAUUCUGGAUGUGAUGUGAAGUGUUCUAGAAUCAUCAUGACUGAAUGUAUUAAAGCAGUUAUAUCCAAUUCAGAAGAAUCUUCUCGUGCCAUCGUUUAGAAGUUAAACUCUGUCAUCGUUCACAGAGCUCACAAGCAUGAUCAAUGCGAUGUUAAAAUGUCCUAUUGCUUUAUACAUUUUAAGUAAAAUAAAAUGGAUUUAAACUGUU
Molecule: messenger RNA, 1521 nt
Organism: Ctenopharyngodon idella (grass carp)
Lineage: Eukaryota; Metazoa; Chordata; Actinopteri; Cypriniformes; Xenocyprididae
Product: zgc:171566
Exons: 9
Coding region: 207-1151 (314 amino acids)
Biological process (GO): tetrahydrofolylpolyglutamate metabolic process
Cellular component (GO): vacuole
Molecular function (GO): gamma-glutamyl-peptidase activity
Source: RefSeq, a predicted model, not a curated record